This is a messenger RNA of Desarmillaria tabescens, 1781 nucleotides long. RefSeq lists its product as uncharacterized. The transcript is spliced from 3 exons. The record is from RefSeq and is a predicted model, not a curated record. The coding region runs from base 336 to 1589 and encodes 417 amino acids. Gene Ontology annotation, molecular function: protein kinase activity; ATP binding. Gene Ontology annotation, biological process: protein phosphorylation. NCBI's taxonomy places the organism in Eukaryota, Fungi, Basidiomycota, Agaricomycetes, Agaricales, Physalacriaceae.
GCUUGAGCUUGAGCACGGAGGUAUUUUCUCUGUCACGGCUCACAUUGUAGAGGCACAAUGAGGGCUCUUGCAUCUUCGACUCUUCCACACAAGGAUCGCCAUUAAAUGGUGAUACCGUAUCUCUGGGUGUCAAUCAAGACAUCGAGACAGAGAUCAUAUCACGCUAUUUGAAAUUCUGUCGCAAGUUCUUUCAGAACUACCUGUAAGAUAGAUCUCAACAACCGGUAUGCCAUUGAAAUAAUGCGCGGAACUAGAAUCGACAACACAAGUCAAUAUCCAUCGGUCAUUGCGCGGAUGGAAGGUUGAUCCCAUCAUACCAUUUUGAGUGCUCCCGGAUGCCGCUCGGUUGUGUCAUAGGUCGACCAUCUUCACGACGCAUGAAACGAGUUCAAACUGCAGCUCGACGGUCGUCUGCAUUCAAAUUCUCGAGGCCGUCAUUUAGAAGUCGUACGCCUAUAGACUCCGUGAUCCGUAACUCGAGUCGCUGGGUGACUUCGUCAGCGCUGGCAACGCAACUUCACUCGCCACAAGAAAGCUGCGACUGGUAUCUUCCUGGUUCAGAGAUCCACCUACAAUUCCAAGCUCAAGACUCCACAACAUUUCGACCUCUUGUUGCUAAAAUCAUCAAACGCCUGGAGCCUUUCACUUCCUCCGUUGUUCUUCUAAUUCAAAACGUUUCCGACAGCAAACAAUUCAUACUAAAACUAAAUGACCGUAGACAGGGACAUCGUCACAGCCUCACCAUGGCGGUUGGCGAACUCCCAUGGACUCCAGGUCUUGAAGAGCGUCUACGGGCAGCCGUACGAGAUAUACAAUUCGGGACGACAACGGACUGGUUCGAACUCGUUAAGGAUAAUAGGAACCCGGCACAACCCAAUCCUAAAGACUGGAAGGACUGGAUGUGGGAGAUAUCGACAUGGACUUCGAGAAUGGAAGAACAUCAAACAGAAGUGGAGGCGUAUCGGCUACUGCGCCGACUGCAAGGCUCUCUCAUUCCCUGCUUCUACGGUCUCGUUCAUCUCCCUAUCGCUUCCUCCCAGCCUCUUCACCCCAUCACAGAUUACAUCCCCGGCAUCGUCAUUGAGUACAUCCGAGGCAUAGGCAUGGGCUCACUCCGACCCGGUGUUGAUAUCCCUCGACCAGAGGCAGAAGCGAUUGCUGGCCGUGUCAUGGACGCUUUCCGCACAAUAAAGGCGGAAAAGUGUGUGAUGCACAAUGAUAUACACAUCGACAAUAUUCUUCUGCGCGACUCGGAUAGAUCUCCUGUCCUGAUUGACUUUGGCUGGGCCCUGACGUGGGAACCCGGGAUGAGCGAUGAGGAAUGGGAAGAUUCCGUUACAGGUAGUCAGGAUACACGCUUUGUGUGUAGGGUACUUAUGAGUAAGGACCAUGGGGCGUGGAGAAGGAAGGAAACGCCGCUGCCGAUUCGGUAUUAUUCUCCGCUGUCAUGGAACGAAUAUGUGGAGAACCAGCCUGAAGAUUACCGCAGACAGGCGUUCGGGAGGGUUGCGGGGACGGAUUGGGAAGGUGCUAGAGAGAAGGUGUUACAAUGGCGCGUUAGACCAGGUGUUUGUUUCAGGGAUGAUUGAUCUCUUGAGAUUCAUCGAGUUGAGAUGAAGGCUAGCACGGCCGGCUGACGUUCUUUCAUCUUCGAAGAAAUAAAUGGUUCAUCACCACAGUCAGACAUCCGGCAGACACCAGACGAAAGUCAAGAGCAAAUGACAAAGACACAUAAGACGUCUGCAAUUUGCCAAGAUAAUCUAGGAGCUUUUGGAGGGUAG